Messenger RNA from Eimeria acervulina, 987 nucleotides. Its product is annotated as NADP-specific glutamate dehydrogenase, putative. The coding region runs from base 1 to 987 and encodes 328 amino acids. Lineage: Eukaryota; Apicomplexa; Conoidasida; Eucoccidiorida; Eimeriidae. The record is from RefSeq and is a predicted model, not a curated record. The transcript has 4 exons. Gene Ontology annotation, cellular component: cytosol. Gene Ontology annotation, molecular function: L-glutamate dehydrogenase (NADP+) activity.
AUGGAAGGAGACAGCCGCAUUUCCCGUGAAAUUACGGGUGCAGACACCCCGACAAACUGCGACGCGGAGCUUCGAAUAAAGCGAAUGGAGUUUCGAGUGAAGACGAGGAACGCUCUUCAGCCAGAGUUCUUGCAGGCUUUUACUGAGGUGUGCGACUCCUUGCGGCAAUUUCUAACAAAAAACCCGCAAUAUAUUCCUGCACUUGAGGCAAUAUCAGAGCCAGACCGCCUCAUCACAUUCAGAGUACCAUGGUUUGAUGAUAAAGGCUCUCUGUUUAGCUCUGCAAUUGGUCCCUGCAAGGGCGGUCUGCGUUUCCAUCCCACGGUGUCUUUGUCUGUAAUUAAGUUUCUGGGUUUUGAGCAAAUAUUCAAAAAUAGUCUCACAGGCCUACCAAUGGGAGGCGGCAAAGGCGGCUCUGACUUCGACCCCAAGGGGAAGUCCGUUGCUGAAAUCCGCCGGUUCUGUCAGAGUUUUAUGACGGAGUUAGCAAAGCAUAUCGGCCCUUCCCGCGACGUCCCUGCUGGAGAUAUUGGAGUGGGAACGCGCGAAAUAGGGUUUCUUUUCGGCCAAUAUAAACGGCUUUGUUCAAACUUCGAAGGAGCUCUCACAGGCAAAGACAUCGGCUGGGGGGGUUCUGAAAUACGCCCAGAAGCGACAGGAUAUGGAUGUGCAUAUUUCGCUGAGAAUGUGCUUGAUCAGCUCCUCAAUGACACUCUGAAGGGAAAGAAAUGCAUAUUGAGCGGCUGCGGAAAUGUAGCGGUGUACUGCGCUGAGAAGCUGCUGGAAAUGGGGGCUGAGGUGUUAACUCUUAGUGACAGCUCAGGAACAAUAUAUUGUUCUGCAGGUUUCUCUAAAGAGGAAAUUCGAACAAUUAAAGAAGCAAAAGCGACAGAUAGAGCAGUCAGAGUCGAGGCCUUUGCAAAUGUAGGAACAAAGAAAACAACAGAAGACAAUGGCUUCACAAAUAUGAAAGGAAUAUCUUCAUAA